Betta splendens (Siamese fighting fish) is the source of this 2950-nucleotide messenger RNA. RefSeq names its product platelet-activating factor acetylhydrolase 1b, catalytic subunit 2 (gene pafah1b2). The coding region runs from base 364 to 1053 and encodes 229 amino acids. The transcript has 6 exons. NCBI's taxonomy places the organism in Eukaryota, Metazoa, Chordata, Actinopteri, Anabantiformes, Osphronemidae. The record is from RefSeq and is a predicted model, not a curated record.
UAAUUGCGGCGGGAUUGCAGCUUUAACCAAAAGCCAUUGAAAAUAAUGUAUUUUUAUGUAAAGGUUGAGCUUGUCAUUAGUUGUGGCCUUGUUAAGAGUUCGACUUGACGCCGUAUAAAUCACAUUUAGCUGCUCCGUUCGCCCUCCGCAGCCGUUGCUGCUGCUGGUGGCGCGUCGGCGCUCCGCUCCUCACAGUGGCUUCGUCGCGUGCCUCUUGACACACCUUUUGUUGUCUCAUCCAGCCAGAAUCGGCUAACGGCUGCUAGCGAGCAUCACCCGCGCCGACUGAACGACAGCGGUGAAGUCACGUCGGGCCACAAUAAGCGGAGGCAGCCGAAAGGUGACGGCCAGCACCGUGUCAGGAUGAGUGGCGAUGAAGUGAACCCGGCUGCAGUGGCUCAGCCAGUGGAGGAUGUUCAUGGAGAUGGACGGUGGCUCUCACAGCACACACGAUUUGUUCAGGAGUGUAAAGAUGCUGAGCCAGAUGUGCUGUUUGUGGGCGACUCUAUGAUCCAGUUAAUGCAGCAGUAUGAGGUCUGGAGGGACUUAUUCUCCCCACUUCAUGCGCUGAACUUUGGUAUUGGAGGGGACACCACCUGUAAUGUGCUGUGGAGGCUGCAGAAUGGAGAGCUGGACAAUAUUCGUCCCAAGGUGGUGGUGUUGUGGGUAGGAACCAACAAUCAUGAACACUCUGCUGAGCAAGUGGCGGGAGGCAUUCUUACUAUUGCAGAACUGCUCACCUCUCGCCUCCCUAAGGCGAAGGUAGUUGUACUGGGUUUGUUGCCUCGAGGGGAGCGUCCCAACCCGCUGAGGGAGAAGAACGCUGCCGUUAACAGCUUCCUGCGUUCCUGGCUGCCCCGACUGAACCAUGCUCAGUUCCUGGAUGUGAGUGGAGAGUUUGUCCACUCUGAUGGAACUAUCAGCCCACAGGACAUGUUUGACUAUCUUCACCUCACACAGACAGGCUACCGUAACCUGUCCAAGCCCCUCAGUGACCUGCUGCUUCAAAUCCUGGAGGACACACCGGAGGAGAGACGGGCGUCACUGAUUUGAUGGCCGCGGCCAUGCAACAUGUUAAUCCAGAGGCGUGUCUCACCUGCUCCUGUGGAGGAUGUGAAACAUGUUUCUGGAGGAGGAAGGGUUCAUUCAUAGGGGAAAUAUGUACCCAAGUAUGAGUGGGCCCAUGAGUGAUGUGGAGAGGUGCUGUAGAGGGAGAGAGACCUCAAUACAGAUGUAGACACUGUGACUGCAGUAGUAAAUUCUAUUGCAAAAGAAUUUAAAACAUACGCUUAUGUAAUGUAGGACUGCAGUUGCACAUACCCUGAUCAGUCUUGGCCUGUGGAAAAAAGAUAGUAUUUCCGUGGCCUUGCCAGCGAACAAAGACAAGCUUUGUUUGGUGUCGGAACUGUUAAAUGUGAAGCCUCCUUCCUUUAUAUACGAGUAGUGUGGGUCACAGCAAACAGUAAGUAACACAUGAACCCAUACAUCCAACACAGUACUAACCGCUGGUCUGCCCCGCACAGCUGGGAGCCAGUAGGUCAUAGUGCCAAGAUAAGGAAAAGAAGGAAUUUCUCUUUAAUGACAACAACAAUCUGUAAGAAUCUAUUUCUUUUUUUUUCUGAAGAAGGUUAUAAACAGCUGCUCCAGAGGUGCUCCUGCCAAGGUCAUAGAAAACUAUCUUAUGUGAUUUAGCCUUAAAGCAUGAAUUCCCCCCAAAACUACAUGAUUUACUAUAAGUCGUCAGCCCAGGUCUGGGUGUGCUAAACACCUCAUAGUCUGCUUCAUGUCCACCUCUGAACCAUGUGCAACCAUUCAGAUGUCUGCAAAUUGUUUAUUCAUAUAACUAACUGUAGAUGGGUGGAGCACACUGGACCACUGAGUCCGUCCUGCCUCCCCUAAAAACAUCAGCGAACUACGUGUGAACUCAAAUGCACGUUCAAAGCAAAGCUGGGGUUCUCUUCAAAGUUCUCUUCAUGCAUUUUAAUUGGCGACAUCAGCUUUUCUAACUACACAGGUCUUCCACCUCUGAUGCUGGCGCCUGCAUGAAACACUUCUCUCACAUAGAAGUUCACAUUUUGUUCCAAUUGAAUCUAAACCGACCUUUAAAUGAAAAAGACCAAACUUAACGUGCUUCAGGAUCAUGCGUUGUGUCUGUGUUCCACGUUGUUGACAACAACAUACAUUUCAGGUCAUGAUAUUCCACCGUCUCGAUGAUCGUGCUUGUGUUUUGCAGUAGCAUUGUAACUGUGCACUUGCAUUAAUAUAUUACAGGAAAGCUAAAAGUGGAUCAAACACUAUAGCUGCUGUCCACUGAAACUGCUUUGUGUAUUGUAUGCAGAUCUUAUAAUCAGUCACUCAAACUAGCACUCUCUCCCUCUUAAAUACACUUACAGUGUUUCCACUUCGUUUGCUUUUAGCCCCUUCGUUUCGGUGUUGUAUUUAUAGCUGCCUAAAGCCCUGACGCCCCUUCAUGGUUCAGUACGGUGACUACCUGCAGGGAAGCUCAGGCGACUGGACCCCGUCAUGCCACACGCUGGCCAGCAGUCACAGGUCACGCGAGGAGAGCCAUUCGUCCGUGCACUUACACUGUAGCUGUUUCUCCAUGGCUUCAGUUCCGCUCGUCGCCCGUCGAGCGUCCGAUUCUGUGACGUCACCGCUCUCUAAAGCUCACGCGUUGUGUUAAAUAGAACUAGUGUGUGUGUGUGUGCCUUAAGUGUUCAUGGGAUCGUUGUAUAAAGUGUGUCUGAUGCUGGAUGUUGUAGGUUUGGUGUGUGAAUGGACCCCAGCUGUAUAUGACCUGUGUAAAUCAUGAGGGGAGGCUGUUUGGAUGAAGGUGGAGCUGCAGGACGCUGAGUUUGGUGCAAUCCAGUAUUUGCAUCUGUUUUGGCUCGCUGUCACAUUAUGAUAAAGCAUUGCGAUAAAUAAAAAAAAAAAACCUGAUCAAAUCACA